AUGACGGAUUUAGGAAUAGCAAUUGAACGUAUGGAACAACUUAAAGAAUCUAUAGACAUUGUAAUAUUUAUCAAUAAUUAUAGGGAUAUUUAUGUAUAUGUGCUGCAUUUGUUUUGUUGAUGUAAGUUGGAUUCGCAUUCCUUGAAGGUGGAUGUCUUAGGUAUAAGGACAUGUAAAGUAUAAUGCUCAAAAUAUUUAUGAACACUUGUGUUACUAUUAUAAUAUGGUGGCUUGUUGGUUAUGGGAUAGCUUUUGGAAGUGAUUCAAAAGAAUUCGUUGGAUCAUCUGUUUAUGUUGGAUUCGAUAUGAAAAAUUCUAAACAUUUAGCAGAGUUUGCAUUUUAAACAGCUGUUGCUUCUGCUGCUACUAGCAUAGUAUCAGGAGGUGCUGCUGGUCGUAUGACAUACAUUGGAUAUUUUAUAUUAUCGGUAGUGUUUUCUUCAGUUAUAUAUCCAUUCUGUGCACAUUGGGGAUUUGGAAAUGGUUGGUUAAUGAAAUUAGGAUAUCAUGAUUAUGCAGGUAGUGGUACUAUUCAUGCAUCUGCUGGUAUGGGUGCUUUAAUGACAACUAUGUUAUUGAAACCAAGAAAUUAAAGGUUUAAUCCAAAAUAUGCAGAACAUUUUGAACCUAACAAUCCAAUUUACAUCACUUUAGCUUGUCUUUCUUUAUGGGUGUGUUGGUGUUUCUUUAAUGGUGGAUCUUCAUUAGGUAUUGCAAAUGGAGCUAGUGUUUUUAUGAGUCGUGCUAUNCUUACUACAUUAAGAAUGAUGCUGAAAUGCUUACUCUUACAAGUUAUAAAUAAAAUUAUGUCAAUUGGAAACAUUGUCUUACUGAAAGAGUGGGACCUUAAAGAGGUUAAAGCAUUGGAACUUUGCCCUUCAUUGGCAAGACCUCUUAUCAAGAGAACUAUCAAAUUAAUAAUUGUGAACCCAUGGAAUCUGCAAAAAAGAAAACUCUGUAUUCAAUAUUUGUUUAUUUAAGAGGUCCUUUUGCUUCUGGGAGUAUAAUGAUCUUUAAAGAAGCCUUGUCUAAAAUACACUAUCCAAAUUAUUAGAUUGAGGAAGUACCACCAAAAAAACAUAAUAGUAAUCAUUAAUAAGGAAAUGGGUCUUAUGAUGGACAAUUCAAAACAACUUUUAAAAAGUACUUUUAAGAUUUAUUUAAUCUCUAGUUCAUUUGUGUAUAAAGUACCAGAACCUAUAGUGUAGGAUAGAUAUUGGAAAUAGAAAUUGAUACAAAAGAUUUUGGAUAGGAAAUAAAAUUGA
This is a messenger RNA of Paramecium primaurelia, 1265 nucleotides long. The record is from the annotation of a GenBank genome assembly. NCBI's taxonomy places the organism in Eukaryota, Ciliophora, Oligohymenophorea, Peniculida, Parameciidae.